AUGGCGAAUUCCAAAGACGACGUCGAAGUGGCGACAGUCAAGAACAAUACAUACGAGGAGCAAAAGAACUUUAAUGAAAGUCUUCAUGAUGACGCUCCACCUCCCCGCCCGACGGAUGAUACUCUGGCGAGGAAGCUUUCAGCAAGGCAAGUGCAGAUGAUUGCUAUUGGUGGUACCAUCGGAACGGGACUUUUCCUUGGCACUGGAACAUCACUMAGUAGAGGUGGACCAGGCUCUAUGCUGCUGUCGUAUGCCAUUGUGGGUGUGAUUGUGUUUAUAACAAUGUUGUCGCUUGGCGAGAUGGCAGCUUUUGCACCCGUUGCUGGUUCUUUUUGCACUUUUGCCGGACGAUAUGUAGACGACAGCUUCGGAUUUGCGAUGACCUGGAACUACUGGUUUAACAAUGCAGUCUCCGUGGCAAGCAAUUUGAUUGCUCUACAACUCCUCCUCGACUACUGGACGGACAACUUCCCCGGUUGGGCUAUUAGUUUGAUCUUCUUCUUCGUGCUGAUCGCUCUCAACAUUGUGACGGUCAAGCUAUAUGGURAGAUUGAAUACUGGCUCAGUCUACUCAAAGUUGCAACCAUCAUCAUUUUUAUCAUUCUUGGAAUUGCCGUCAACUGCGGCGGCAACACCGAAAAGGAAUACAUUGGCACGAGAUACUGGUACAAAGGCGACGCACCGUUUGUCAACGGUAUCGGUGGCUUCGCCUCUACAUUCGUUACAGCAGCAUUCGCCUACGGAGGAACAGAGAGUAUCGCCAUCACAGCUGGAGAAACAAAGGAACCUGCUCGUACUCUCCCUCGCGUUGUUCGCAACGUCUUCUGGCGGAUUCUCAUCUUCUACAUCCUCUCCAUCCUCAUCAUCGGUCUGAAUGUUCCAUACGACACUCCCAACCUUGCCACGCGCAACAGUCAAACAUCUCCAUUCACCAUCGUCUUCGAAUCUGCUGGAAGCGCAGUCGCAGGAUCCUUCAUCAAUGCAGUCAUCAUGACCUCUGUCAUCUCUGCAGGAAACCACUCACUCUUCGCUGGCUCCAGACUCCUCUACUCUCUCGCGGUAAAUCGACACGCACCCAAGUUCUUUGGAACACUCAACCGCAACGCCGUGCCUUGGAUUGCGGUCCUAUCGACCAUGAUCAUUAGUGGGUUGUGUUUUGGAGCGAGCUACAUCGGAGCAGGUCAACUUUGGACCUGGCUGCAGAACAUCGUCGGAGUAUCAAACCAGCUCUCCUGGAUAGCAAUCGGUUUCGCAUCCCUUCGCUUCCGCAUGGCGAUCCGAAAGCAGGGACUUGAACAUCUUCUUCCUUUCAAAAACUGGGCGUAUCCCUGGGGACCAAUUUUCUCGGUCGUGAUGAAUAGCGUACUAGUGCUGGUACAGGGAUGGAGUUCUUUUGCAGGAGGUUUCAAGGCGGUGGAUUUCGUCAGCUACUACCUGCAAUUACCUGUUAUGGCGAUUAUGAUCAUCGGGUGGAAGCUUCUGAAGAGGACGAGGUUCGUGRGGUUGGAGGAAAUGGAUCUGGAGACUGAUCGGUUCGAUACGGGUUUGACAACGGAAGAGAGGAAUGUCAAAUUGAGUGAUGCGAAAAUGGGGACGUUCGCCAAGGGCCAGGGAUGGAAGUUGAGGCUCAAGGCCAUCUCUCAAUGGUUGUUCUUUUAG
Molecule: messenger RNA, 1659 nt
Organism: Ramularia collo-cygni
Lineage: Eukaryota; Fungi; Ascomycota; Dothideomycetes; Mycosphaerellales; Mycosphaerellaceae
Product: related to lysine permease
Exons: 3
Coding region: 1-1659 (552 amino acids)
Biological process (GO): amino acid transmembrane transport
Cellular component (GO): membrane
Molecular function (GO): amino acid transmembrane transporter activity
Source: RefSeq, a predicted model, not a curated record